GCUCCGCACUCGCUCGCUGAGCACGCUCUCUCUGUCUCUGGGCGUCCGCUCCGACAGCCACCUCGCUCCAUGCCGCCGCUCAGCUCCGACGCGCCGUCGAGGACUUACGGCCCCAAGAUGGGCUCCCCGAAGAAAACUGGGGAGGCCACCCAGCUGAGAAAGAGCCUCAAGCCGCUGAUGGAGAAGCGCCGCCGGGCGCGCAUCAACGACAGCCUCAACCAGCUCAAGACCCUCAUCCUGCCUCUCAUCGGGAAAGACAGCUCUCGCUAUUCCAAACUGGAGAAGGCCGACAUCUUAGAGAUGACUGUCCAGUUCCUCAAGGAGCUUCCAACCCCUUGCGCUUCCGUCUCUGGCUCCGCAGACAGUUUCUGUGACGGCUACCACACCUGCCUGUCCCGCCUUGCCACCCUCCUUCCUAAAUACAACUUCCUGAACCGUGAGGCCUGCAGCACCCUCCUUGGGCAUCUCCAGCAGGCCUUUGCGCAGCAGGGCUGGCUUCGGGACUGUUCCAGCCCAGCAGACUUGUCCAAAGAGCCAGGCUUGGAGAGGCCCCCGGGCCCACCUAGAAGGGCCCAGGAAGCCCCUUCACCACAAACAGGACUCUGGAGACCUUGGUAGAGCCACAGAACUUCUCGACUUAAAACUGAGCCAUUUUCAGACAGGAAGUGGCUGGAGCAGAGCCCUGUGCUGUGAAAGGAUUGCCGAUGUGUCAAGCAGAGAUAUCCGCCUGCAGAAAAGGCUGCUUGCUGUGUCUCAGAAUGAUGUGCUGCUCUAGCCUUCCAGCCAGCCUCAGCUGGGCAUAAAUAAGGUUUACCUGGUAAUUUGGGUGUGAUUGGAUCGUCCCAAGUCGCUCCUGACCCAGUUGAAUGACCUGCCCUCAGAUGAAGCUGCCUGCUGUGCCUCUGCAUGGCAGUUCCCUGUGUUCUGUUUAGGGAAGGAUCACUCAGUGAUAGAGCAUCUGCUCUGCAUGCAGAAGGUUCUAGAUUCAAUCUCCAGAGAAGGUUGGGAAUGCUCCCCCUCCAGAAACCCUGGAGAGAGCUGCUGCCAGUCAUUAUAGAUGAUCCUGAGCUAGGUCCAACUGUGGUUGGAUCACAGCAGUUGGAACACUUGUCAUAUGUUCCUUUAGACAAUAUAGGACCACCUCCUUCCAAUCGGGAGGAGUACCCAUGACAUGGACUCAUGCAGAGACAUGUGAGAGGGACUCCUCUGAGGGCAGGUGAUUUCUUACUCUGAACGUGUGUGCAUGCAACAGAGUAAUGUGUCUUCCUUUUCAUUCAGAGUCAGGUAUCAGUUGCCUGGAGAAAACUGUUAACUCUUUCUGAGGAGCAUCAAGGGUCUGGGGAGACUUCCUGCUCUCUCUCUCUCUUUCCAGACAUCUCCUUUCUCCCUCCCAUAGCCACAAUAGGGGGGGGAUGGAAGGCCAGUAAACCCCGCGGGUUGUUAAAUUGUCUUUUUCUUUCCCCUGGUCUGUGACUUGCACAAAUCCGGCAUGGCUUGAGCCAAGGACCGGACAGCACUUUAAACCUGUAUAUAAUAAUGGA
Messenger RNA from Podarcis muralis (Common wall lizard), 1541 nucleotides. RefSeq names its product hes family bHLH transcription factor 2 (gene HES2). Gene Ontology annotation, biological process: regulation of DNA-templated transcription. Gene Ontology annotation, molecular function: protein dimerization activity; DNA binding. The record is from RefSeq and is a predicted model, not a curated record. NCBI's taxonomy places the organism in Eukaryota, Metazoa, Chordata, Lepidosauria, Squamata, Lacertidae.